Messenger RNA from Bolinopsis microptera, 2150 nucleotides. RefSeq lists its product as uncharacterized. NCBI's taxonomy places the organism in Eukaryota, Metazoa, Ctenophora, Tentaculata, Lobata, Bolinopsidae. The record is from RefSeq and is a predicted model, not a curated record. The coding region runs from base 1274 to 1750 and encodes 158 amino acids. The transcript has 6 exons.
CCUGAUUGCUACGGAAAGGGCUGACAACCACAGUUAUUUCCCUUCCUCAAUUUUCCAGUUCACUUGCUCAGUGCUGUCAGUUGUUUUUUGUUUGCCCUGCUAUAUAAACUUCACUCCGUCAUAAUCCCCUACUCCCCUAUCCAAUGAACUGUUUCUGUUACAGCUGCCAUUCUGUUGACUGGACCCUAACUUAGUCUUAUCAUUUUCACUUGAUAACUUUAUCCGUGUGCACUUUCUCGAAACUCAACUUAUCUUUGUCAAGACUCAGCUAAUCUCAGAACUAAAUGUUGCCUUAACAGACUUACUUGUCACUGCACUGGGCCCUCCUUUAAAUGCAAAUAUCAUAUGAGCAGCUGAUCGAUUUAUUGCUUGAACUGUGCAUCCUUUUUAAAAAUAAAUAAGGUCAAUUUUACUAUCGUGAAACUUAGUCACUGAAGACAACGCAAUCUGGCUGUGCCGGUUCCCCUCUGCCUAGAUCACUUAGAAUAUCCAUAGUUAGCAAUACUUUUAUCGUUUAAUGCAGCGAUAUAGCCAGUUAUCAAUGCUACAUAGUAGAUUUUAGCCUGUUCCAAUCAUCCUUAUAUCGCGUUAAUGGAAUUUAUGAAAUUGCCUACCGUUCAAAUCGCUCUCUGUUGUUAGCACCACACUGAUUAACUACGAUGUUCCAAUUUUUUAGAAUUAUGUCCGACAUAAUUCUAAUUUUUGCUGUUACAGCAGAUAGUUAUGGUGUAAUGGCACGCAGGAAUAAGUCAUCCCUGUCCUCCAAAAAGCCCAUGAAAAGGUAUUUGGUAAGCUAUGUCUUUUCCAAUAUCAAAUCCAAUGUAUCACAAUCUGUGGACUUUCUACUCAAAAACUAGAUUGAUUAAUUGAUAAUUCAUUGCUGAUUGUUCACGCGCCCUGUAUGGAAGUAUAUAAAUGGUAAUCCGCAUACUCCAGGAAGAAUUGAAGCAAUCUCAAAAGAAAAGAAGGGAAUCUGGAUCCUUCGUCGGAUCGUCAAAGAGCUUAGAGGGGAGCUCUACGCUUCACUGGCCAUGCAAAGCAGGGAGAGUGACGGAGGCGGAGGCACUGCUGGCUGCUGGAACGGACAUUAACAAGCUGGACAGAACGCAGUUUAACCCUUUCAUGGACGCGAUCAACUCAGGACAGGUCGACUGUGCUAGAUGGCUGCUGAGGCAAGACGGUUUAAAGCUUCAGACCGAGAUAUGGUCGUUUUGUAGGGAGAGGGUGCUAGAGUCAUUGCUAACAGCUUAACAGAAGGUAGGGAGAGCGAUCCAUGGCUGUCCCGAUAGACCCACUCAGACUCCUGCCGGAAGAUACUCCUCCGGUUGAUCCAGAUGAGACAGUUCUAGCAGAUGAUCAGUUACAGACUGAAGAACAUAUCCCGCAGAUCAAUGCGUCAACAUCUGCAAAUGAAGCUGAUAUCAGAAUCGACAUGAUGAUGGUACUACACGAGAUGCUCAUGGAAAAGGUCUCCGUUUGCUUUCCUCCUCCCACGAGCAGUACAAAGUGUGGGUUCAACUUUAAUCUGAUAGAAGAUAUCGUAUGCGGAACCCAAGCCCGGCCAUGUCUGUACAUAAUAACGAAAGAAACCGGUUAUGCUGCGAGGGCGUUUACCUCGAUAGAUGUUGAAAAUGCCCACAGCAUUAUAAAUCAUUUGGACCGCCGAGGGGUCCAAAACUCCUCAAUCGAAGAGCUUAGUAGACAUGCCAGCAACCUACAGAGACUUCAAAUUCUCAGGAAACCUCUCUAGGACGGAAGCUUUAUACUCCGACAUCCACAAUUUACUACGCCCCUGAGAUCGACAAAGGUCUUUCUGAUAGAUUGACUUCCAGCCAAUUCGAUCUAUCGAAGCCGAGUGGGAAGAACAAAGAACUGAAACCCCAUGGUCGCAACGAUGCUCCUCGCGGACAAGGGAGAGUUAGGGCCAUCGGUGGUCACAAGACUGGAUAAUAUUUAUUUUUUAAGCGUUGAGGUUGUCACGAAAGCGUACUGUAACGGGACUAUCAGAUUUGAGUGAUUUGAUUUUGUGAUUUGCAGUUCACGUGAUUUUAUUGUGAUUUUAGACUGUAAAAACUAUAAAGGUUCAAGUUGAACUAUCGUCGCCAUGAUUAUGUAUUUUGGAACUGUUCACGUUGAAAUUGCUUCGUUAA